Molecule: messenger RNA, 10014 nt
Organism: Bradysia coprophila
Lineage: Eukaryota; Metazoa; Arthropoda; Insecta; Diptera; Sciaridae
Product: protein movement modulator
Cellular component (GO): plasma membrane
Molecular function (GO): volume-sensitive chloride channel activity; intracellularly calcium-gated chloride channel activity
Source: RefSeq, a predicted model, not a curated record
AAUAUAUGAGAACUACACAGAGCCGAAGAGCCGUCAUAGUCACUUUUUUAUAGCUCGUCGAACGGGAGUUGAGUUUUGCAUCUUUUUCGUAAAAGUUCUUUCAGUGAAAAAAUUAAAUCAAUUUCAUGUUUACAAUAAUGUGGAAUUUGGUAAUUAUGAUAAAACGUUAAAACGACGCUUCGGCCGUGCUCCAGUGUUAAUAAAAUUCGGUUUUGGGUGUGAUCCAGAGUAAAUACUUUCGCCUCGAAAAGAUAUUUCAUGUUAACAGAGUGGUUUUUCAUCGACUGAAAAACUGGUCGAUUGGGCAAUUUUGUCAUAAUAUAGAAAGAAAUAAAAAGUUCUCGGUUAAUUGGUAUCAAUCAAAUCGUUUCCUGUGUGUUUGUGCUGCCUUUGUUUAAAUAAAUCUAAAUUGAAGAUUGUGCAAUCAAAGAAAAUUGUGAACAAAAACCGAUGUUGUGAUAGUUUGGGGAACGAGAACUAGUUGAAACAGCGAAAAAAUGGAGUUCCCUCCCAGCUUAUUAGUGAAACUCCUACAUUCCGUUCCCCAUGUUAAUAUAACUCUGCAUGUUGUCAAUAAUACAUUUAAUCCGAACAGCAAUGUUUAUAUUGAGAGCCUAGGAAUUCUUGCAUCAAUACCAGCUGCAAUACUCAUAUUGGCACUGGUUGGCCUACUGUUGUACCUAUUGACAAGGUGUUGUGAUCGAAAGUCGAGAAAAUCAAAAUCUCAAUCGUGUCAAAAGUUCACACUAAUUACAACCACAUUGUUUUGCUGUGCCGCAAUCGGUCUGGGAUUGUACGGAAACGACGAUUUUCACAAUGGAAUUUUGCAGGCGCAUGGAUCGGGCAAACAAAUUGUUGGAAUGAUAGCAAACUUUACGAACCGGACUGAACGACUAAAACAAGACAUUCGAAGCAAAGUACUGAUGUCGGAUAUCGAAGAUGUUUUCGAUCGACCGGCGUUCAAUCAGACUGCCGUUAAACUUCUACUCGAUAACGUGAGAAUGGUUAAGGAAAAUACGACUAGAGCCGUUAGUUCAUUGGAAACAGUAUUGUACUUGAUUCGACCGAUGGAGAAGGGUGAUUCGUUGAAAUAUAUCUUAGGGCUCACCGACAAAUACGAAUCGAUUCGUUGGCCAGCAACAUUGGGAUUUUUGACCGUGCUAUUAUUACUCUGUACAAUAUUGGUGAUUGGUGUGGCACGUAGUUCCCGCUGUGCUUUAAUAUUCUUCAGUGUAUUUGGUCUGUUCGGAGUAAUAAUAUGUUGGCUUCUAUCUGGAAUUUAUUUGGCCAGUUCAGUUGCACUUGGCGAUUUUUGUAUGCGACCAAACGAUUUUCUGUGCCGACAGGUUGCCAUGCGACGAAUGGAUGAUGUUAAUUUCCUCAAUUGUGGCUCCUUGCGAAAUCGGUUCAUAUUACGAUUGAACGAAUCACGAGACAACAUUGAACGAGCACGGGAAGCUUUUCUGACUGUAUCCAGCAUUUCCAGUGGCAUCUAUCCAAAAAUCGAGGUCGGACAGAGUAUCGAGCAAAUAGACCGUGAACUCAGUGAUGGCAAAUAUCAGUUGCAGGCAUUAACCGGAAUGUUGGAUCGUCGUAACGUGGAUCGAAACUAUUAUUUAGCAUUGAAGGGAUUGUGCGGUGGAGGCUUACUCGGCUUAAGUUUGAUGAUGGUCGCAUCGUUGGCCACGGCAUUUUUGCUGACGAUUUUAGUGUGUGUCGAUUCGCAUACAUGGAUCUAUUUGUCGAAGAGGCGACCGUACGGCGACAAAUCGGAAACGACACCGUUUUUGAAUUCAUCCGCAUCUACUGCUUCGCCGACUGGUCCCAUAUUGAGUGGCAAUUCAACGAUCAACCGAACACUUUUGCAUCAUCAACAGAAUCAAGGCAGUUCGUUGGCGGUGUCGAACGUUGGCCGCAAUGGAACCGCGCAAAUACGAGGGUUGGCAUAUAAUGGCGAAUCACCGCCACCUGAUUAUAAUAUUGUGGUGCAUGAUACGAGAUUAUCAUCUGGCCAUCAGACGUUGGGUCGCCUACCAUCCCAAGCCCCAUCCGUACACAGCGUCAGCAUUCCAGGACCGAACAACGGCAAGUAUGCCACGUUGAGUAAACAAUGUAAAACGCUUGAAGCUAACGACUUCUACUGAGAAUCGCCUGCCUGCACGUUACCUGCAGGCAGUUUAACUAAAAUCGAAAACACCGAUAGACCUGACAAACCCGAAUCUCGUGAGGUGCCGCUUAAUGGCUUCAAUCGAUUCGAUCCGAAGUAUGUGAGCAUUGGUCCGAAGGCGCUGCGUGAGCAACACUUUGGUGCUGUGAAUAAAUGUGCUACUCUGCGACACGGUGGUCGCUACGGCGGCAAUUUGGGACUGGACAAGAGUCAAGGUCCGGCACCGAGUCCACAUUUGAAAAAAGCACAGCCGCCCAGUGUUGCAACAGUGUCCAAAGAAUACAGUCAAUCUCAUCAAUCGAACCAAUCCAAUCAAUUGCAUUCGUUCGACGGACUAUCCACAUUGCCACAGAAGAAAUCUUCGAUGAAAUAUUCCGAUCAAAAUAAAAUUGAAUCUGACAUGAAGCCACAAUCAUCGGUUUACAGCAUUGAUACAUCGUCGAGUUAUCGAAGUCCAUUACCGCCACCUCCGCCUCAACAACAGCAACAUGUACAACUACAACAAUCAAAUUUUUCGUCGAUAUCCAAUAACAAACCAAAGGGAAUUUCGAUUUUAAACCAACCACUGCCCGAAAUACCACAAACCACCGUUCAAUUACCAGAAGCGUCACGUAAUUUACAUCAACCGUUAUCAGCCGCAAAUUUGAAUCAAUAUCGAUCGUUACAACGACCCACACCCAAAUCCAGCAAUCCCAAUCGUAACAUUCCAAUGAAAGAAGUUACAAAACCGGUGGUACCACAAACAAAAGUCAACCCACCUGCACCAAAGGUCGUACCACCAAUGCUGCCACCAAAAAAUCGUCACAAAGACGACACAAAUGUUAGAAAUAAGCAAAAUACACAAACUCUUCCCACAUCGAAAUCUCAGAGUUUGGCCCAGUCCCAAUCCCAGUCACGUAACCAUCAGUCCACGCACAGUACAUUUGGUUACGAUAAAGGCGGUAAGAAUUUGAAUCAAGAUCAUAGAACCGAUCAACAAAACAGCAAUAGGCAACAGUCUUCAAGCACCGAGAGCCGACAUCAUCAUCAUCAGCAGCAGCAGCAGCAACAACCACAAUCCGGUGUCUCUUACGUCGAGCAAUACAAAUCAAAUUUAACGAAAGCCAAUUAUCAAACGAUGCCACAUCAACCGAAGCGUCGAGACCAACAGCAACAAUCGCAUCAACACCAUCAUUCAUCAAACAACAAUCCACCGUCAUCGACCUUUAACUACUCCAGUCACCAUCAAAAUCAACACAAUACAACGGCACGAUCUGACGGCCACAGCAAAGACCGUUCCAAACACAAUCGUCGUGACGAUCCACCCGUCUACUAUCGAUCGUUGCAGCGUGGCGGUGGAAUUGCAAAUCAAUCGUCCGGCAACGACAUGUAUUCCAUGACGGAAUUGUAGGAUUGCUCAUGUGGUGGCGAUGGAAUUCCCAAGCACCGAACGAUGCAUCGCCAUCACAAGAAUAAAUAUUUUAGAGUUUAAAUCGAAAGUGGAACCAUUCGGUUUUAGAUCAUUUUUUUUGUGUUGUGUUCGGAGUGUGCACUAAGUUUUAUCGAUAUUCGAAUUGGUGUUCGAUUUUCCAGAUUUUGCAUUUUUUUGAUUGACCAGGCUGUUCAGCUACCAUUACCAUUAUGUUAGGUAUAAUUUUUCUGGUGUAUCCCGUUGUUAACUCGAAGAAAACUCGAGCUUACACUUAUUGUUAAUGAUCACAUCCCGUUAAAUAAGUUCGUGUUCCACACAAGAUUAUUACCAAAACAAAAAUUAAUCAAUUACCAUUGAGUAAGGAGAAGCACUGUUGAUACGCUUAAAAUAUAAACGAGAUAAAUUGUGUUGUUGAUUGAAUUGGAUGAUGAUGCAAGAUAUUGCAAUGUGUCUACCGGUUUAUAUACUUUGUCGGCUGCACCACAAAAACAAUCUUUGUUGUUUCGUUUGACGAAUUCAAAAAAGAAAAAAAGAAAACAAUUUUGUACAUAAACUAUCGUCGACCACCUCUGGACUGUUAAAGUGAAUAUUAAUAUUAAGUGAAAGUGCUAAAUUGGCGGUACGCAACGUAUUUUACGAAUUCAAUUGAAAUUGGUUUUCGGAUCAUUCACAAAAUGCUGUGCAUUCGGAAAGGUCAGACACUUAUUUUUCUUAUUUUUAUUCAGCUAAUGUUUUACGUUUUAAGUUGUCGUUUCUUAUACGGUAUGACUGGGUGGAAGCUUCCCAUUCGGUAUGAUUGAUUGUUUUUCAGAAUCGGUGUUCUACAACUGAGUCAGUUACUGUCCUUAAGAUUUUCAAGGGACUUGCAGUGGUUACUGUACGAAAUACAGUGGGACCUAUGAUUAAUUAUGACGCUGUCAUUAAUAUUGCGAAUCGCUGUUCAAGGAGUAACGAGAUACAUAUACCGUAUCCGUAUGUACAGUGUUGCUGCGUUGACGUUGUACUUUCUGUUCAAAGAUUCUAAGAAUUUUAAGAGGAAACACGAUCGAUGAUCACUGCACGAUAACUCGAUUUUUUUUUCAAGAAAAUUGUAACAUGCAGAUCGGUCUAUCUUCUUGAAUUUUUGGUGGUCCAUAUAGGGCGAAUCGGAAUAUUGCAAGUAAUUUGCCUUCAGUAAUUUUAAUUAAAUUUAAUUCCAGCGCAUCUUCCUUCAUUAUAGCCCUUUUUCGCCACUUUAGGCGCCAAGUGAACCUUUUAGUUGCCAUUCCGGCCCUGAUUCAUCCGAUCAAUAAUUCAAUGAAUCACUGAAUGCGAACAUUUUCAUGACCAAAAUCGGUAAUUUCCUUUGAGUCUGCAGAAAUUCUCCAAAAAUCUUUGAAGUAUAAAGAAGAAGGAGCCGGAUUUCUAAUUUUAAACAGAUCCAAUCUUUCUACCGCAACUAACCUCAUUAGUCCACCAAUUAGAACGUUUGUUCCCGUUAUUUUACAUUUCCAUUUUUAUUUUACUUAGUUCACAAAUCAAUCGAGUGAGGAAGGCUUUAUAAGAUCAUAGAUGUCUUAUCUCCGUUCCUUUGUUUCAUUCGAGUGAUAAACUUUCUUUUAAAUGUCUGUCUCGUGCCAUGAAUUUUAUCUAGUCAAGAAAAAUGCUGCGGUGAAAAAUCUCACUGCUGGUGAGAAUGUGGUAUCAGUGAGACGGCAGCAAACAUUUUUUAUUUCUCAGUGUAACAUUAACCCAGUUUGUAAUAAAGGAAAAUACGUUGCACCGUGGUUAUAUCACCUCUUGCUGCAUCAAUGAAAAAUAAAUUAAAUUAAAGAAAACAAAAAUUAUAUGAAAGAGUAACUAGUUACGUGUUUUCUCUCGUAAAAGAAUUUUUUUUUGUAAAUAAAUUAAUUUUAGAUUAGGAUUAGACGUAAGUUUAUAAUUUAAGGAACUUUAGAUGAUGGGAAGAUUAAGGACAAAAAAAAUAAAUUUUUAGUUAGAAGUUCUUCUAGUUAAGAUCAAAAUUUUAUUUGAGUUUUAAGAAGAUGAAGGAGAAGAAGAUGAAAAAAAAAACAAAACUGAGAUAAGAAAUUAAAUUUUCGAAUCCUGAACAUUGACCGCAUUCCAAGCUGUCUGAUAUUUCUACCGAAUAAAUUUAAUUAAAUAAAAAAAAAACAUUUUUGAACUAAAAUAAUUGUGAAAUUCUUCGAUGGUUCUAAUAAUUCUUCUUCGUUGAAUGCGACAGCAAUUUAUUUAACAUUGUCGUUAAAAUGUUUUUGUAACAAAAAAAAAGAGAAAACCAACAAAAGACUGUUUACACAUAUAAUGAACUUGAAUUUAUUUUAUUUUUAAAUAUUUUUCUUCAAACAUUAGACUAAACAAACACGUGAAUGAAGAUUUCUGCGAUAAUUUUUUACAAAGAUUAUUAUCUCGGAAACAAGAAACUGUAUCAUUAGUUUGUUGCUCCAACCGUUGUAUGAUUUUCGUCUAGGAAUGCCACCGAUGCUCUGAAAUUAACUGCAUUUAGAUGUUGUGACCAACCAACCUGUGAUGUUAAUUUAGCUCUAAAUGGAGAACAUUUUUCCUGAUUUUUCUCUAGUAGCCAUAGCAUGGAAUCGAAUUUUUAUUCGAGAUGUGUAGAUGAGACAUGCUAACCGAAUUGAAAUUUAGCAUUGUAAUUUAAAGGAGUUGGUAAACGAGUUAAAAUCAAAAUAAAAAUUUCCUUUCAAUCGAAAUGAUAUCGGGAACUAGAGAUGAGCGGGUAGCCCGAAAUGACGGGCUGCCCGUGCCCGCGCCCGUGGGCACGGGCACGGGCAUUUUCUUAAUAAGUUGAUAACGGGCGCCUAACGGAUGCCCGUUAAAAGCCCGGUUCAUGUUUUCAGAAAAUUUUAGACUAAAUUUAUUGUCAAUCGCGAUCUAAAAAUCAAUGCAAUCAAAAGAUACGUGAGUAUAAAGAGAAAAUAAAAGUGAAUUCGAUAAUUUCUAGCAUGUAUUGAAAUGGGUUUACGAAAUUGAUGGGCACGGGCGCGGGCUUCUCGAAAAUCUGCGGGCGCGGGCACGAGCACGGGCUCUAAAAUUGAAAAUUACGGGUAACGGGCGCGGGGGGCAAAAAAAUUAGGUAUGCCCGCUCAUCUCUAUCGGGAACGGGCUGGCAAUUAAAAAGGAUCAUAAAUCGCUUUUGCCCGAUUUAACCAUAUGAUCAGUCCGGCCCUGAUCGACAGAAUGCUCAAAAGUAUAAAAAUAAUUUCUCUAAAACUCUCCAAAAUUAAUUGAAAAUACGGAGAAUUCGGUGAAAUUAUUCCCUUGAUCCUUGGGUACAAGUAGUAGAUAGAUGUGGAAAAUCCUUCGUCAGUCACAGGAAAAAAUUGCCUUCAAAAAAUUACUAGCAAAACUUUAGAAUAUAAUCUCUAAACGUAUUCAGUUCCGUUACUUGCAGUAACCGAUUUCAGCUCGUUUCAUUUAAGUUUCAUUCAACGUACAUGCAUGCAGGAGAACAUUGAACAUGUGCACUAUAGUGCAAUCGUUUACAAAAGAUGGAUGUUUGUAAGCUGAUAAACUCAAAAUCUCCUUGAACAUUUGAACAAAGGAAACGACAUAAGUAGUGUAGGAAAGGUUGUUCGCAACUUAUCUCAGAAAGAGAAAUUUUGUAUUUUUCCCAGGAAAUCGUUAAUCUGACAAAUCGAUUUUCUGUCAAAAAUUGUUCCGCUACCAACUUCAUCACUUAGUUCUACGAUGAGAUUGUGCCAAUAAUUAUCGCACUAGAUGUUAGAUUACCAAUCCGAGGCGAAGCCGAGUAACACAUGGUUUUUAUCACACUAGUGCGAUGAAAUACGUUCAUACGACAUUGAACACAGGCAGCGUAAGCUACAAAUAUGAUCACUGAAUUGCAUACAUUACGAUUUAGUUUUCGAUGUAAUUGAAUUUUUAAUUGUUGUUGGACGUUAAAAUCAAAUGAAAUUAUUCAAUGGAGCAGUCCUUACGUUUGAAGUUUUUUGGUGUUUUUUUGUUAUGAUUUUCGUUCACAAAACAAAUCCACUAAAACAAAUCCACUGAAACAAAUAGCAAUAUUACAAAGAGUUUGACUUUACGCAACACUUUGUUCGUAAUUUCCUUAAAAUAAAUCAGAGAUUGAACAUAACACAUACUAGGUUAUAAGCAUAGAGAGUGAUGGGUUGGGAGACAGUGUGUGCUAACAUUAGGUAGCGAAAAACUGGUGAGAAAAAGAAAGAAAUUCAAACAAAAAACAAAAUUUAAAAUAUAAAAUUUAAAAAUAGUCUGAUAAAUUAUUAUGUAAUUGAUAAACAAAAUAGAGUGUAAAUUAACGUAGCUGGGUUGAAGAAAUAAUUUCAUAAAUAAAAAGGGUAGAAAAUGUUAUUAAAAAAGUGUUGUGGACCGACAGACCACAUGCAUAUCAGUCGCUCCAGACGUCACUGCUGGAAACCUAGAAGCCUAAGUCGAUACGAAAAACAUUUGUUCUAUGAUUUUUCCCAUUCAAUAUAGUGCUGUAAAAUUACAUCCUUCCCCCACCAGUUAAAUCAGUUUCUCCAAACAUUUCUCAAACUUUCUAUAAAUUUGUCAAAAAAAUAUUUUUUUUUUCCAAAUUUAUCGAGGAUUUUUCAAAAAAAAAUCUCUCGAAAACAGUGCCUUCUCCACGCUUUUGCACGUUUUUUGAAACCCUCCUUCUACUAAAGUGUGCAUGAAAUCUUGUUAUCGAAAUAUCAAAUUAGAGCCUGAAAAUUGCAGCCUGAAAUGCGAACCAUUCGAGCCUUUCGUUUCAAAUCACAUUGAUUGAUCGCACUUCAGUUCGAUCACAUCGUAUCAAUGAUAGACCACUUCAAGAACAACUUUGUUCAGUCGGUUUAGUAUUAUCCAAUUUUAAAUCAGUUAGCGAAGUAAUGUUAAGUGAAACGAAAUAUUUGUAAAAAGAGUGCGCACGCUUUUUUUAUUAGUCCCCCUCUUGACCUCAAUCUGCGCGAUUUUUUGAGAUCGCCUCCUUCAUCUGGUACGUACGCACUAUUUGAAUGGUCCCUAUCGAGUGUAGCUCUAUGCUUGAGGUUCUCGGCAAGUCACAACUCGUAGAAAAUCUAUUUUGGUGACGAAAUGAUUGGUCCCAAAUGGCGAAAAUUUUUAUUAAAAGGGAUUUCGUGACUAGCACGCGAAAAUUUAAUUUGUCCGGCCGAGAAAGAGUGCCAUUAUGUCGUUCAGAUAUCUUAAAGUAGUAGAAUAAAUGUUUAAGCAUUUCAGGUUUCAACCGUGGCCUAAUGAGCGACUGACAUGCAUGUGAGAGCUAUCACAGUCUAUUGCGAUGUCGCGAAGAUAGUUUUUUUUUUUCUUAUUUAUUAAAGUGAAUAUCACAAAACCCAUUUAAUUAGAGAAAAAAGGAAAGAAAAAUUAUGAAAAUAAUAUUUAAAUGAAUAAAGUAAUUCAAUUUUACAAAAUAACAAAAAUUUAACAAACAAAAAACAAACAUUGUAAAAAGUCACGAGUAUAAAAGGUGCCAUUUUAAGAAUUAGGGAUUUUUUUAAACAAAUAAAUUUAACAAAAAAAAGAAGGAAAAUUUGUUUUAUUAGCAAAACAUGUCGAAAGUUUUUAACGAUUCUCAAACUUACUAUACAUAGACUUUGCCAUUUUAACUGAUGAUAUAAACUAGAAAAGAUUUUAUAAAAGUUUUUUUUUUAGAAGAAAGCACAAAGUUUUGUUUGGUACAUUCGUUUUUCUUUUCUAUACCAAAUCUAUAUCUCAAUCUCCAAAAUUUUAUAUUUAUGCCACUUGCACAAUUUAUUUUCUGUUAUUUUUGUUUUGUUUACCAGUCGUAAUAACUAUAUAUUAUAGAUCCCAAGGGAGCAAAUCAAACUGCCAAUUUUUUUGUUUUGUUUUUCAUUUUUAACAACAAAAAAAACCAAAACAUUUACAAAAAAAAUUGAAAACGUUUUUGAAUGUGAAUUUACCCAUGAGAAAAACGAUUAGUCGAAGAUCAUUUUAUUGGAUGAAAAUAAAAAGUAUUUGUGAAGAGCAUUAAAGGAAGUCUAUUUAAGUGUUAAUGAAAGAGAAAAGAAAAAAAGAAAAAUUUAAAAGACAAAAUAGAAAUUAAAAGAAAAAAAAUUUAACGAAACAAACCAACACACAACAAAAACAAUUAUAAAUGAGAAAACAUUGUAGAAAAUAUCAUUUUAAGCAUAUUGUCUAGCGAAUUACAGACUCGUUUUACCGAUUAACAACAUUUCAAAAUUGUAAAGUUAAAAAAAAAUGAAAAAUGAACAAAAAAAAACUCUCACCCAAAAUAAAACAAUAAAAAUGAAAAUUUAAAGAAACAAAUCGUUAAAAUUAAAAAUUGAUGAAAGGUGAAAGGUGUCACCGAAUCCUCUGUAGAGGGAAGUAAGCAAAUUAAAGCAAAUUAUAAGAAGAAAAACUCAAGUAUUGAAUUAAAAACAUUUGAACUAUAAAUAGUUAUCGUGAA